CUCCCUAUAAAACACGAGUGGUCACCUCAGCUCGUCGGGGUUUGCUUACUUCCACCCGAGGGGACUCUGUCGUUAGCCCGGGCGAGACAGCCUCCAUCACCACCAACACUCAACAAAACCAAGCACACAUGGCUCCUUUUGAGAAAUCUGUGGAAACGGUGCCCUUCAAGCAGAGGAAAUGUCUCGCAACAAGAAAAAACGAAGUGUGCAGCAUUCGGUCUAAAUUCCCCAACAAGCUGCCUGUGAUUGUCGAACGUUACAUCCGUGAAAGGACCCUUCCCCUGUUGGACAAAACAAAGUUCCUGGUUCCUUAUGAGCUCACCUUGGGUCAGUUCCUCUGCCUGCUCAGGAAUAAAAUCGCUCUGGACUCCACCCAGGCUCUGUUUCUCCUGGUGGCGGAGAAGAGCAUGUCCUGCAUGUCUUCCAACAUGGGGGAGGUGUAUACCCGCUACAGAGAUGCUGACGGCUUCCUGUAUAUCACCUAUGCCUCUCAGGAAAUGUUUGGAGCUCCUCUGCAAGCAGCCGAGCGGCCCUGCUGAGCCUGAAAAGUGAUUAAAUGAACUGAUUUGUGACCAGUGGAGACACCACACAACCAAACCUGGGGAAAAAAGGACAAACUGAGCCAAAGCAAGACUGUUCCUCCCCCCCAAAGAGCACAUCUGUCUACCUCGUGAAACCUCCCUGGACUUAAAGACAUAACACGAGUCUGUGGUAAAGACUCAGAUUUGGUUUGGGGUCACAGAACUAAUUAUAUUUAAGGGUUUCUAUUAGAAGAUAUUCAGUAUAUAAACCUUUUUUUUAAUUAAGAAAAAAAUGUAAGAAUUUUUUUAAAUUUUAAUGUUUGGUGUGUAUUUUGUCUCUUUAAACAUAAAGAAAUGUCUUUCUAUUGAGUUUCAAUGCAGAUAAACCGGUGUUUGUG
Messenger RNA from Neolamprologus brichardi, 919 nucleotides. It is a transcript of the gene map1lc3cl, whose product is annotated as microtubule-associated protein 1 light chain 3 gamma, like. The record is from RefSeq and is a predicted model, not a curated record. NCBI's taxonomy places the organism in Eukaryota, Metazoa, Chordata, Actinopteri, Cichliformes, Cichlidae.